Messenger RNA from Cydia amplana, 1016 nucleotides. RefSeq names its product CDAN1-interacting nuclease 1. Lineage: Eukaryota; Metazoa; Arthropoda; Insecta; Lepidoptera; Tortricidae. The transcript is spliced from 5 exons. The record is from RefSeq and is a predicted model, not a curated record. Bases 104 to 946 code for a protein of 280 amino acids.
UGCUCGCUAUUUAUUUAUGAAAUCGUUAUCAUUUCUCUUAAUAAAUUACGAAUAAUAUUAUUCGUGUAUUGGCCCACAUUGAUUUGCCUUAAGAACUUUCAGUAUGAAACCUAUGAAAGUGGAAUUAUACAACGCUAUUGUAGCAGACUUUAAUAGGCUCACAUCGUAUGGGCGUAAAGCUGAGAAUGAAUUAAAGAAAAAGUAUAAAAAUUUACCACCAGCUACACUGGGCAGCAUUAUAUCACUGUUGGUGCAGAGAUCAAUGAAACAGAGCUAUAGAAAGUCACCAUCAAUAUCCAGUCGAUAUUAUGAACUGUAUGAAGGACUAAUGAGAGACAAAUCUGCAGAAGAUGGUGUUCUUUUACAGCUCUCCGACAAGCAAGGAAUAAGCCCGGCCCUGUUUGCUAGAUCUCUCUUGCAGAAUGUUUACUCGGACUCAUCCAUGGUCAAGAAGUGCUUCAAAGACACCACAUUGAUUGAAGACAAACAACUUGCCUAUCAAGUCUUUCUGGGCACCAUGAAUGAUAACCAGUAUGGCCCAUAUGCAGAUAUAAUAAAACAGUCAAUUGGAUUAGAAUAUGAGUUACGACUAGAAAAAGAGUUAAGAUUGAUGAAUAUAACAUUCUCUGAUGAAAAUGUAUUGAGGUCUCGGGGUUAUGAUAAGACCCCUGAUUUCAAACUUGAUGUACCCAUAGCAGUAGAUGGCUUUAUUAUUCAUUGGGUAGAAAGUAAAGCAUUAUUUGGUGAUGAAGAAAACCAUUCUGGAUAUUUAAAGGAUCAAUUAAUGGCUUAUUGGAACAGAUUUGGUCCAGGAUUAGUAAUCUAUUGGUUUGGGUAUCUAGAAACACUGGAUUCCACCCCAGAAGUAAAUAAAAUGUUUAUUUUAAGAACUAAUUUCCCAAAAAAAGAGAGUAUUACGCAGUACAAGAUGGACUUUGAUGUGUAGUCAUUUUACGAAAUUGUAUAUUUAGCUUUAUUGUAAUAAAAUACAUUUUUAAUGAGAAAAUAAAUUAUAU